CAUCAUCGGUGUGCGACGGCGACGUCGCCAUGGUGAAGCUGCCCGCGGCGCGGUGCACUGUGGGCCCGGCGGCGCCGCGCUGAGGCGGCUCUCGGCGGUGCCAAGCGCGGCCAUGGCCUUCCCGGGGCACCGGCCGCAGCUGUUCCACUGGCGGCGCCUCACGGCCGAAGCUGGAGCGACGCCAAAGUUUGACUCUGACAAUGUGGAGCGCUGGAUCAAGAGAGUGGAGCAAGCCUCUGAAUAUGCAGUCUCUGAAGCUUUUUCCAUUCAAAAGCCAAGUUAUCUACAAGGGCUUUGUGGUCCUGUGAUGAAUCUGGAAAGCAUGGAGCAGCUGCAAGAUCAUGAUGAGGCCUAUGAGGAAGCUCAAGAACUGCUCAGUAACUGGAUAAAGUCCAAACUGCAACUGGAGUUGAUGAGUGAUGGCGAAGAGGAAGCUGGCUCUGUCCUCCUGGAACAGCCUUCCGCAGCCUUUCUUAAGUACCAGCGGUUUGAUGACUUGUGCAGCUAUCUGGAACACGAACUGGCAAGUUCUUCUGUCCAAGAAUACCUACAGCAUCUUUUGCAGAGUAAAGUGGUAGACUGUGGGAUAGUGGAAGACCUGAGAACUGAAGACAUCAAGGAAAAAGAAAAACCUGCAGAUCCACGAAUAACCAUGGAGCUCAGACACAAGCAGGUGAAAGAAAAUCGAGUGAAGUAUCAGAAGGCAUUAGAGCUUCAGAGACAAGAAAAGGCCCUUAAAAAAUCAGUUCUGUUUGAGGCCAAGCAGAGAGCACAGGAGGAAGACAGAAGGAAGGCCCUGAAGGCCAAGAAGGAGGAAGAUGCGAUCCAGAGGGAGAUGGUGAAGCUGCGAAAGGAAAUGGCUGAGAAGAGACAUGUCAUGGCAGAAGCAUGGAGAAUGGAAGGGAAAAGACAAGAGAAAAGUCAGAAGCUGUCAAUGCAGGAGGUAUCUAUUACUUUGCCACUGCCCCUGGACUUGAAGAAAGAAGAGCAAGGAAAGGAAAAACAGAGAAAGGUUCAGGAGCUGCUGAGUAGAAUUCACACCGAUAACCAGAAAUGCCUGCAACGACAUUUCUCUGCUUGGUUCAAACUCAUUCUGGAACACAGAAUUAAAAUGGGAAAAGCCAGAGCCUUUGCUGACUGGAAACGCCAACUGAAGGCCCUGCGAGCCUGGAGAAACUAUAACUGGGCCCAGAAAGUGGAGCGGGAAACACAGCAAUUAGAAGUUCAUCUCCAAGAUCAAAACAGGAAAAAACAACUGUCUGCGGAGCAUAACCAGCGACGGCUUUUGCACUCCUGCUUUCUGGCAGGGCAGCACUGGAGCCAAGGAGAGGCAGAAAAGCGAGAGCUGCAGAUCAAGAGAGGGGAGACAAAGAGAAAGAUGGCACAGCUGCUGGAGGCAGUGUCACUGGGAAAGGGUGGCCAGGAUGGGCCACCAGAGGUUAGCAAGACUAGGACAGCAAAAAUGAGUCAGAAUCAACAUUUGCAGCAAGAUAAGUCAACUGAAACCUGCCUCAUACAGGGAGACCUGGACCAUGCUAGAGACUGCUCUUGUUGGGAUGCUUCUUACACAGCUCAUCCUCUUUCCCACAGAAAAAACAAGUUUGCCUGGCAGAUUACCUUAAAACAUGCAACCCUGAGUGCCCAGGACCUGGCUGCGUGCAGGAAUCAAAUAGCCGGUCUCCCGCAGCAGUUUCAGGCACCUAGGACAAAGAGUGCCCCUGCUUAUGGUAGUUGUUUUGAGCACCGUCAUGCCUUCCAGCAACAACUGAUUGAGGAGCAGAGGCGGCAGCUUCAGGAACAGCAAGAGCUGAUCCUUGAACUGCAGGAAAAUCAGAGACUGAGCAGAGCUAAAGAAGAGGUAGUACAAGCCACAGCUGUCACCCUAGCAUUUAACAACCCUGUCUCACAAAACAGGGAGGAAAACCUGAAGAGGAGAAAACAGUCUGACUGCAAGAAUACAAGCCCUUUGAGCCUACCUGUUUCUCAUGGGCCAGAAAACACAGGGGCAGGGACCCAAAGCAGGAGGCCCUCCAGCCGGUUGACCUCAGCUCAUCCCAUACUGAAAGCUAUGGAGGAGAGAGCAAUUCAGCGGGCGGAACGGAGGAGAAAACUGGAAGAGGCCAAACAACAGAGAGAAGAGGAAAAACUGGCCCAGCUGAAGGCUAAAGAGGAAGCACAUCAGAGGAAGGAGGCUGAGGAAAAGAAAGUGCAGCAGGAGAAAAGACAAGAGGAAAGGAGGCAGCAGAAGCUGAAAGAACUGGAAAAGCAGAGAAGGCUGGAGAAAGAGCAGCAGCUCCAGAAAAAGGCAAGCGAUCACUAUGAGAAGGUGCUGCUGAGAAAGUUGGGAUUGCUGCCAUGGAAGAGACUGAGGGAAGAAGCCAAGAAAAAUCUGAUGGUUGCACAAAGGCACCAUUGCUUGGACCUGCAGAAGAAGUGCCUGAUGGCUUGGCUCCAGCACACCCAGAACAGCCUCAUGGAGAAGGUGUCUCGGGCUGAGGACUUCUAUUCCCUCACAUUGCUCAGAAUGGGCUUCAGGAACUGGCUAAAGUACAAAGAGUAUCUUUCCACACUGGAGGAGAGAGUGAGUACCCUCCAUACAGCCUACCUGAAGAAGAAGUACUUCUGGGCAUGGUUUGAUCUGAUCAUGGAGGAAAAAAGCACAUUAUGGGAGGAGCUGAAGAUUGCUACUGAACAUAGUAACAAGAGACUCAUGCUGAGCACAUUCAAGGCUUGGAGGCAGUACCCAUUACUGAUGAAAAAGGAAAGAGAGAAAGAGGAGAGGAAGAAUCAGCUACGGAGGAGAGUAGCUGAAAUUCUCCCAGACUUCCAAACAUGACAGAAGACUGUGAGCACUGGGAAGAGACAAAAGGAUACACUGUUCAGUGCUACCUUCCUACUGACUGAAACAAACCCAAGGGGAAGCCCUGUCUGAUGCUAAGGGUAGCUCUACACCUGAGGGAAGUUCUCUGUGACCUCUGCAGUUGUCAAACUUGGUCAGACUAAACUGACGAUAUAUGGAAACUUGCCUGUUGGUUUCACUCUGCACUUGGUCUCCAGGGAGGCCUCCCAGUGCAAAGUCUCCCUAGGAAUGCCUUGGCUCAUGGUAGUGAGCAGUGCUGGGGCCUAGGUAACCAAAGCCCAGUGUGGGGUGUGUUUCAGGCCAAGUGCGCUUCCACACAUGGGGCUGUGGCACUGACACCAAUCUGCCUUUUUCAUAGGAAGCACAGAACUGAAACACACCUAUUUUUUCUUAAGCAGUAACCUGGUGUUUUUCUGUUACCAGUCCUCAGUAGGUGAAGGCUUGAUCAGAGAGUGAACAGACUUCCUUGUCAGCUGACCCCUGCUAAACCCUACAGUGAACUUGGCCACACAGUGAACAGGUUAUAGCCAACUGUGCCAGGAAGUUUGGUUGGGAGGAGGAGAGGGAAGAGCUGUUUAUCCAAAUAAUAUUUGCUAAUGGUCCAGGUCACAGCAUCCAUACAUGGACAAUCUAAAACCUGGAUGCUUUUUUGAGGGAGAGUCACUUGCAGUGCUGGCCAGCUCACAAGCAUAGUGCUUCUCUACUUUUGGUGACAAAGUGUAGUUCCAAACUUAAGAUCCUCUAUCGUCCUGUCACUUAAACUUUUUCCAGACAUGCUGCCUGUAGGAUUUAAGAAUGUAUUGUGUAAGUCAGAUUUGGCCUUUUUGCUUGAUCUAACACCUCCAAAAAAAAAAAAAAAAAUCCAAGGAAAAGGCAGAUUGUAUUUUUACACAACUUAAAGCUGGCAUGAUUAAAAUGAAGGCUUCUCAUCACUGUUUAACCUUAACUUGCAGCAUGGUGCAGGUACUGUAAUGCAGCUAAGGUACAGUACGUUGUGUUCUUAAUAGCAUAAGGGAAGAAUCUGGCAUUAUUACCCUCCUUGUUGUGAUGGGGAAAAGUUCUCUCCAAAAGCAUUUGGCUGCACAGGGAGCACUUAGGUAAUGCAAGAAUGAAGACAGUUUACUGUUAUCUAACGCACUGUGUGUGCAUUGGAAGUUCCCAGUAAACCCAAACCUGAAAUGAGCACAACUGAGCUGUCAGUAAAAGUGUAUUAGAAGCUGACUGAAUGGCACUAGACAGAAGGCCAAGGCCAAGGCCCCUAGACUGGCAUUAAGCACUGCUAAUGAAGUGGUUCAGAAUAGUUCAGAUGCUCAGGCCCCAGCAGCAGGCUGCAGAGCUUUAGCUUCAGGAGUUGGUCCUGCAGAGAGCUCACAGCAAUCUGGUCAGAGAGCUUCCCCUCCCACACAAGCUGAGCUGUCAAGCAGACUCCUAGCACAGUACUAAAGAACUAAGACUGUCACUCUCAGGUUGCCUCCCACAACCUCCCUCCCUUCCAUUAACAUUCACUGUCUCUCAAAGGCUGACUACAGACCUGACCACCAGCAAGUCAGAUGAGCACAUUAUCCAAGUGCAGGGAGCUGAAGGUACCUCUGUGGAGUGUAGGCGAGUACAGAAGGAGACCAUCUGGCCACACUAAAGGCAGAUUGUGAGAGGAAGCUACAAGCUGAGAGGGGGCUGAGUAACUUGGCUUACAGGGAAGAAUGGGCACUGCAGAAGGGUAGUAUCUUCCAGAGAGGAUUGAGCCAGCGAGGCAGAAAGGAACAGAGUUGGACAGUAAACUACUAAACUAAUUCCCCAGUGCAGUUUGCAGACUUGCUUGGUGCUAAUAGCAGCAAUCGCCUUAGUAUGUUCUCUCCCCUAGGAAAUCUCUCAAAUUCUCCCACAUUCCAGGCACUAGUUAUGCACUACAUGUCUGAACCAAGCCUUCCGCUCUUGGGUUACUGAUGGUCUUCACAUAGAAAGGCUAUUUGACUUUCUCCUUACCCUGCUAUAUUCCUUGUCAAACCCCUGCAAGUCUCCACCCAACCCUAAAUCUGAAUUCAUGGCAUAGGUAAAAGAUAGGACACAGAGGAUGAAAGGCAAGGAUAUAAGGGCUUUCUCAGCUAGAGAGAAGGUAGCAUUAUAGGCAGCUGGAGACAGGACACACUGCAAGCUUUAAGGGGAGUAGCGGGAGCAUACAGAGCAGUAGAAUGGAUCAGCCCACGUGCAGCCUCAUCUUGACUGUGGCACAAGGCUAAAGUGGGAUUGAAUCUACCUCCCCACCUGCUAAGAGUGCCCCACACCACUGUCUAUUCAGGGGUGCAUCCAGGUUACUAAACUACAGACUCUUUACAAAAAAAAGCCACAAUUGCACAUUUUGUCCUCUAGGCCCAGACCUCCCACUAACUUCAAUAUCUGCUCACCAUCCAUGAAAAUGAUGCCUCAUGUGAAACAACUCCCCACCCCAAACAUGAAUUAAAGUCAACAUUUGCUUCUGAAAA
Dromaius novaehollandiae (emu) is the source of this 5340-nucleotide messenger RNA. It is a transcript of the gene CCDC191, whose product is annotated as coiled-coil domain containing 191. NCBI's taxonomy places the organism in Eukaryota, Metazoa, Chordata, Aves, Casuariiformes, Dromaiidae. Bases 113 to 2836 code for a protein of 907 amino acids. The transcript has 17 exons. The record is from RefSeq and is a predicted model, not a curated record.